Molecule: messenger RNA, 2697 nt
Organism: Larimichthys crocea (large yellow croaker)
Lineage: Eukaryota; Metazoa; Chordata; Actinopteri; Sciaenidae
Product: forkhead box protein P1-B
Exons: 16
Coding region: 151-1977 (608 amino acids)
Biological process (GO): regulation of transcription by RNA polymerase II
Cellular component (GO): nucleus
Molecular function (GO): RNA polymerase II cis-regulatory region sequence-specific DNA binding; DNA-binding transcription repressor activity, RNA polymerase II-specific
Source: RefSeq, a predicted model, not a curated record
UUACCUAAGCCACGCCCUCCGUUAGCAACUUGUGGCUAGCUCGCUACCAGAGCAGAGGCACCGCUCACCCAGACACCACCCCGACUACUACUCCGAGACUGUCUGUCCUUAUAACACACACACACGUUUCUUUGGGUCACUGAAGUCCAGAUGCAUGAGUCUGGGUCAGAACCAAGAAGCCACACCAUUCCAGCAAGUCAGACAGAGAACGGGAAUAACACGGAGAAUGAGAGUCGACUGAGGAGCAGCCAGACUCCUCCUCCAGAGGCACCCAGGGUUCCAGCGUCGUUGUCCAUGAUGACCCCACCAGCCGAGGCCCCACAGCAGCUGCAGCAGACAUCACAACAGCAGAUCCUCAGUCCUCAGCAGCUCCAAGCCCUGCUCCAGCAGCAGAAAGCACUCAUGUUACACCAGCAACAAAUCCAAGAGGUCUUCAAGAAUCAGCAAGAGCAGCUGAAUAUGCAGCUGCUGCAACAGAAGAACGCUGGGAUGGUUAGUCAAGAGAUAAAACCCAGGAGAAGCUGUAAUCAGUAUGAAGAAUGGGGGAAGGCGCUCACUGACGGAAGUUGUGUUAUCUCGCCGUCACAGCUGACAGCCCAGCAGAUUGCCAUCCAGCAGCAGCUCCUUCAGGUGCAGCAGCAGCACCUCCUCAACCUGCAGAGACAAGGCCUGCUCUCUGUCCUCCCCACCAGCCCCAUUACAGCACCAGGCUGUGAGAAUGGUAGCAUCUUGUCCGCUGGUGCAGACACCAGAGAGUCUUCCAGUCAACAAUCCACCACCAACGGUCACCACACUCUUGUGAAGAGGAAAGAAAGUGGGUCACUGGAUGAAAACGCACAGAAUAGCCAUCCUCUGUAUGGGAACGGCAUGUGUAAAUGGCCUGGCUGUGAGACCGUCUUCGGAGACUUUCAGGCAUUUCUCAAACAUUUGAACAGCGAGCACACACUGGAUGACAAGAGCACAGCGCAGUGUCGUGUUCAGAUGCAAGUGGUCCAGCAGUUGGAACUGCAGCUGAAAAAGGACAAAGAACGACUGCAGGCUAUGAUGGCUCAUCUCAAGUCGUCUGAACCCAAACCCGCAGCGCAGCCUGUCAAUCUGGUGUCUAAUGUAUCUUUCUCCCAGGCAACAUUGCCCAAAGGCCCUCCUCCGAUGAGCGUGUCUCAGAGUGCCACGGCACCAUCCACACCCCUGACGCCGCACUCUGAAUCCCCCUCGGUCCUCACUCCCAAUAGCGUGUUCACUGGAACCCCCGUACGGAGGCGAUAUAGCCGCUCUGUGAGCCAAGAUAUAGUCGAUAAUAAGGAGUUCUACUUGAGCACAGAAGUUAGACCUCCAUUUACAUACGCUUCUCUCAUUAGACAGGCGAUAUUUGAAUCACCUCGCAAUCAGCUGACGUUAAAUGAAAUCUACAACUGGUUCACGAGGAACUUUGCAUAUUUCAGGCGCAAUGCAGCAACUUGGAAGAAUGCCGUCAGACAUAACCUCAGCCUCCAUAAAUGCUUUGUACGCUUGGAAAACGUGAAGGGAGCCGUGUGGACGGUAGACGAGAUCGAGUUCCACAGGCGAAGGCCCCAGAAGACCGCUGGAAACGGAUCCCUGCUGAAGAACUCACAGAGCCGUCAGAGCUUAGCCGGGUCUGCUCUUCAGAGCGGUGGUCUAGACGUCAACAACUCUUUCUUCAACCCAGCCUCUAUGGGCAGCAUCCCAUUGCACUCCUUGCCUCAUAUUCUCCAGGAGCAGAUGAACGGGGCUCUCGCUAACGGAUCCGGAUACCAAAGUGACAGCAGUGCAACGCAGUCCCCUCCGCAAGCUUUCAUCAAAGAGGAGCAGGAGGACGAGGAGAUAUGUGAAAAUUAUCCCUACGAAUCUCCGGAGAGCACAGACGAGCACGGCCAGAGCCCAGAGAUGAACCACGAUGAAGACAACGGCAGCCCGGAGAGGCCCAAUCUUCAUUUCGAUCGCGUGCCUUCUCUCUGACUAUGAGGUUCUCUCCACUACUGCAAAGCCGCCUCACUCACAAAGCCUGUGUGACUUUGUAUUCCCAAAAAAAAAUACAACAAAAAAAAAAAACAACUGCUUCAUCUACAUAACCAAACACUCUUCUUCCUGGGGAUUUCUUUUUUUUUUCUUCUUCGUAUUCAUCAGCAUUUCUUCUUUUUUGUUGUUAAUCUAGUUCUUGAUUCUUUCUGUACAGUAGUGUGAGAUCACGAAAUCUGUGGAACUGUCUGUUCAUGAUUUUAUUUUUCUUAUUUUAUAUACCGUUUCUGUACACAAAGAGGACCAUGAUGAGCAGAGAAGCCAAAGGAAAGGGAACAGAUAGUUAGCACUUCACAAUGAAAGUUUCCCCCCCCUCCCCUUCUGUAUAGCUACUUUGUGCUACAUUGGGGCCACACUACCUGAUUUUAUUUUAGUAGUGAUAAUAUAUAUAUACAUAUAUAUAUAAAAGAAAUUUGAAGAGGAAAUAAAAAGAUGAAAAGGUUCACUGCCAACAUGAUCUGAUAUAUUUGUAUUUGAUGUAUAAUCAAUUGAUCAAAAGAAUAAGUAGCUUCUUUAUACUUGUUGGUCUUUUUCACCCCUUCCACGAAACAUUGUUGAAUUCGCUCUAACUGAGCUUGUAAGAGUAGAUAAUAUAGAUUUACCAUUAUUGUAAACCAAUGCAUCUCUAUGAAUAAUAAAUUCCUCAUGAUAAAUGUGCAA